Mesorhabditis belari is the source of this 1146-nucleotide messenger RNA. The record is from the annotation of a GenBank genome assembly. NCBI's taxonomy places the organism in Eukaryota, Metazoa, Nematoda, Chromadorea, Rhabditida, Rhabditidae.
AUGGCCCGCUAUUUAUCGCCACGAAAUGAUGAUGAUUGGUCGGAUCGAAUGCACUAUUUAUAUACGCCGAAUAUUCUCUUGGCUUUCUCGAUUUUGGUCUCGUUUAAGCAAUUCGGUGGACGACCGUUGGAGUGCAUGUUUCCGAAUAAAUUCCCCGGAUCUUGGGAACAGUACGCGGAGAACUUUUGCUGGUCCCAGGACACGUAUUUCGUCGAACCCGACAAACACGUUGAAGCGAUGGUCCAAGAAGAAAGAACAGCCGCUCAUCGCCAGCUCUCCUAUUAUCAAUGGGUUCCUUUCUUUCUUCUACUCCAAGCUGCCUUUUUUCGAGCUCCAAGUCUCCUAUGGAAAUAUUUCUCGAAUCAUUCAGGAAUCCGAAUUCAUGAGGUUGUUGAAAAAGCUCAAGAUGCGGCGAAUGUCGACGAGAAUAUUCGGGAACAAAAUGUCAAUUUACUCGAAAAGCAUCUCAAGAAAGCGCUCAGAUUUCAGAGGAGAAUGGAAAAGAAAAAAGUUGUCAUCCAUCAAACAGUCGCUUGCUUGAAUUUUCAAUACUCGGCAAGUUUCAUCUCUUCAAUCUACAUGAUCACAAAAGUGAUCUAUUUGGCGAAUGUCAUACUUCAGUUGUGGUUGAUGAAUUAUUUUCUACGCACCGAUCGCUAUGGUUGGUAUGGGAUCGAUGUUCUUUAUGAUAUAAUCAAAGGAGUUAAAUGGGAGACAAGUGGCUUCUUCCCGAGGUCAUCCGUUUGCGAUUUCACGGUGCGCCAACUCGCGAACAUUCAAAAAUACUCAGUACAAUGCGUGCUGGUGAUCAACAUUUUCAACGAGAAAAUCUUCAUUCUCAUGUGGUUUUGGUAUCUGCUCCUCCUCGCCUCAUCUCUCUUUUCCGUUGUUUAUUGGGUGAUUCUCAUCUCGUGUCCGUGUUUUUCUCGUUGGUUCAUCGGGCAACACCUCGAAUUGAGCUCUCUCGGCGGAUUCACAACCAGGAAUAAAAAAUGUCGGGAUGAUGUUUUCAAAUUUGUGCACGGCUACCUGCAUCGUGAUGGGGUUUUCGUCUUGAGAAUGGUUUCCCUCCACGCUGGCAUCAUUUUCACGACAGAUCUCGUCUUAGCAUUGUGGAAAGAAUUCUAUGGGAUUGAGCAAAAGGUU